Porites lobata is the source of this 6608-nucleotide messenger RNA. The record is from the annotation of a GenBank genome assembly. NCBI's taxonomy places the organism in Eukaryota, Metazoa, Cnidaria, Anthozoa, Scleractinia, Poritidae.
AUGAAAGUUGCAAUCAUCGGCGCUGGAGCAAGCGGCCUAACCUGCAUAAAAUCUUGCAAAGAUGAUGGUUUGGAGCCAGUGUGCUUUGAACAAGAGGAUUCCAUCGGAGGACUGUGGUAUUUUACAGAAGAGGAGCGGCAUAGCUCUGUUUACAGAUCAACUGUAAUCAACACCAGUAAAGAGAUGAUGUGUUUUUCAGAUUUUCCAAUACCUAAGGAGUAUCCACCGUAUAUGCGCCAUGAUAAAAUCGUACAAUACUUCCAUCUUUACGCUGAAGCGUUUGAUCUCUACAAGCACAUUCGAUUCCGUACGAAAGUAGUCGAUCUUAGAAAAACGUUUGAUUUUGAAGAGAGCGGAAAAUGGGAGAUUGUCUUUCAAGAACUCAACGGGAAGAAUCCUGGAGAAGACAAAGUAGAAGUUUAUGAUGCAGUGAUGUUAUGUGUCGGGCAUCAUUCAGAACCUUCGUGGCCAAAUCCUAAGUUUCCGGGCCAGGACGAGUUUGCUGGCGUAAAGAUUCACAGUCAUUCCUACAAGGAUUUUAAACCCUUCGAAAACAAAAAGGUUCUGAUGUUGGGUAAGUCAAACAGACAGUCAGAUAGCAUUUAUUUUAGCGAAAUAAAAAAUUAAGGCCUGGUAUACAUAAAGGAGAUUGGUCCGGAUUUAUAAAUGUACUGGAUGUAUAACAAUAAAAUUAUGAGAUUAUGCAAAUAGCCAGGUGUUUAUACUGGCCGGGGGGACACUCAAGGAAAGUUUGGGUGGUGAUGUGCUGACAAGGCCUUCAAACCCUGACCCAAUUCACUAAUUCACACCUAAUGGGGAAGUGCUCUCCCUCCCCUGGCAUUUAAACAAUUUACAACACUGGUUGGGGGACUUUGCCAGACUGCUUAAGGUGCAGGUUACAAGUAAUGAGGGAAUGAGUACUGAUGCCCCCAUACAUGAGUGUGAAAGUGAGAUAGACCACUACACUGGGCACUACGUACCCUACUCUUUACAAAGAGUGUGUGGGUCGUGUAACGUCCUACAGAUUUAUUACAUGUGCAAGGGCUUGUGAGACGGGGCCUACAGUUUAUCGUCCUUAUCCAAGUAGACUAGAAAGUCUAACCGUUUGCAGAUGUCAUUACAAAGGCAGCACUUUCUCCUCAGUUAUUUAAAGACCCUGAGUGUUGGUCUGGCCGGGAUUUGAACCUAUGCCCUCCCCUCAACAGACCGGGGCUUAUCCCAUUGAGCUAACCGGGCGGCAGUUUUGGUGAUGGUUAAUAUCAUUUGAAACUAGAAGCAGAGACAUUAACAAUAGAUAGUUAUGACACCAACUUCUUGCCCGUUUUUCUCCUUCCUUGACCUCUGAUUUCCUUGGAAUAGAAUACUUGUUAAUGUAGUUAAUGUUUUAUUUUAUUUUAUUAUAUUGUCAUGUCUCAAAAGAACUGGAAACAAACAAAUUCAAGGAUUUGAUUGGCUAAAAUCGAUCCUGACCGUGGUCUAGAUUUUCCCAUCUAGACCAGCUUCUAGACCGAUCCGGUUGUAACAGUUGUCCUCAAAAAGUUACAAACAAAGAAUAUGAAAAAAUUGGCUUGUUUGUACAAAGUUUGUACAAAGCUGGACUUUGAACAGUUAUUUUUGUCCCGUUUGGACUGGAGACCAGUGACAGAGGAAAGCCAGCUAAAUGCUUGAGCCCGCGCAGGGAAGCAAAUAAAAUUAUUUAUGUUUUUGCUCCUUUGCUUUCUUGUUUGGCCAUAUAAUAAACAUCUUAUUAACCGAGCUAGGUCGGUCUGUAUGGGAGAAUCUUGACCUCAGUCGCUGGCACAAACAUCACUGCGUUCGGUCUGUAAUGAAGACCUUGGUCAAGAUUCUCCCAUGCAGACCUCCCGCUCAGUUAAUAAGAGCUAAAUAUAAACACCAAUGAAAUACCAGGUGAGCUUUUGUGCGAAAACAGAUCCUUACACGUGAAAAUAACAUGUUAUCUUCACAUGUGAAAAGAUCACCAUUGCUAUGGCUGCAUAAUAAAUUGCAUCUUUCACAGCCAAAAGCUAUUGAAGUGAAAUAGUUUGGUAUUUCAUUGGUGUUUAUAUAAUAUAAAUAAAAAUAGAACAUUACAUGGUCGCUUGGAGAUACAAAAUUUCUCUUCUCACAUUGAAAAGUAUUAUUAACCACUCGAAGAGAAUUUUUUUUAUUGCCGCACGGCCAUGUGAUAUCUUCUUUUUUAUCUUUCCAUGAUGCGUGAUAGCUUUAAAAUCAGCGUGAUGCAUGAUAGGUUCCUCCCCCCCCAUUUGCUGCCCUGUAUAUAGCUAACAAUUUUCAUUUGAAUAUAAUCAAAUUGCUUUUUGAGUAAACAGACCUUUCUAUACAAAUUUAGAUUGUGAGAGUUUAACAUUUCCAUCCAGUCAGUCAUUUUUUCCGUCAAAAUGCAUAAAUUAUUCCAGAUGAGAAAGCACCAGCUUGUCAACUGAGAAAUAACCCAGUUUUAGUCAUCUUGACCAGUGAGAGUUUGUCUUGGGGGUUAACUAAGGGUCGCAUGUCCUGCAGUAUAUAAAUCAUUUUACAUACCAUUGCAAUAUAUAAAAUGAUUAAUACACUGUUAUUAUUGUUUUUUUGUGCAGGUAUAGGAAACUCUGGAGGAGACAUUGCCGUGGAACUUAGUCGCCACUCUUCACAAGUCUUCCUCAGCACUCGCAGGGGUGCGUGGGUGCUGUCCCGCCUUGGGAAAGGUGGUGAACCCGCAGACCAACAAGCAGGGAGACGAUUUAUAUGGUAUUUACCUAGAAAAUUACUUGGUUACCUUUUUCACAAGGUAGUAAAUGAAAGAUUUGAUCAUGAAGCAUUUGCAUUGCGCCCCCAACAUCCUAUUACUGCUCAGCAUCCUAUGGUUAAUGAUGACCUUCCCCAUCGCAUCAUCACAGGAAGUGUGGUUGUUAAGCCUAACGUGAGCCACUUCACUAAGACAGGAGUUGUUUUUGAUGAUGGUUCUGAAGUUAAUGACUUGGAUGUAGUGAUCUUUUGCACAGGAUACAAGAUAGGAUUCAAGUUUAUAGAUCAUUCCAUUUUGCCUGUAAAUGAUAACAUGGUUGAAUUGUACAAAUAUGUAUUUCCACCAAACCUGGAAAAACCAACUCUUGCUGUUCUUGGUUGCAUUCAGCCCCUCGGAGCUAUUUUUCCUAUAUCAGAGUUGCAAGCACGCUGGGCAACGCAAGUCUUCAUUGGAAAGAAAUCACUCCCCACGAAGGUUGCUAUGAUGGAAAACAUAAAAAAGAAAAAAGAAGAUAUGGCAAAGCGAUACUAUGCUACUAAGCGUCACACCAUACAGGUGAGAUGUCAUAAUAAUUAUAGGACCUCAAAAUUUGCAAGAAGAAAAGUACCCUUAGUGACAUGCUCUAACACUCGACAAUAUUUAUCAACUCUAAAAAGAUUUUUUGCAUGCAAGACACCUGUGGCCACCUUAAGGCUGGUUCUGAUAUGCUGCCAGUGGUCUCCCAAGGUAUUUAAGGCUAUGAGGGCCACCUGGCUUAAUUCACUGGAAAAAUGCUGCCACCUGGCACCCUCGGCCAACAGAAGCCUAUGUUGACAUUUAGAAGUAGUUAUUUCAGAGAAGAAAUCACUCUAUAAAAGUUAAUGAAACAUUGUCUGGUGUUUCUAUUUGAGUGUUUUCUCACAAUUGUUCAUUGAUUAUAAAAUUGAUUUACUGUUGGAUGAAUAUUUUUAAACCUGUGAUGCAUUGCUUUCACUAAACACAAACAGCAGCCAUCACAAAGGGCCAUUCAAGAAGCUUAGAUGGAAAACGAAAUGAAAUUCUUGCACUCACUCUUUAGGGAGUUUCAAAAUCAAGAACUUGGUCAAUCAAAGAUGUGUGAAACGAAAAUAAAAAGCUGGUCAAAACAUUUACUGAGUCCUUUUUUUCUGUGGAGAAAGACAGAAAAUUGAUGGAAAUGUGGUGGAAGAAGUUCAGAGACCUAAAACAACACCAGAUCUUCCAAAAUCACUUAUUCCAAACAGCAAAAAUCAGGUUUUCAUCCAGCAUGACCAUUUCCAAGUUUUUCUUAAUUUUUUUUUCAGGCAAGAGAGCAGGCUUCAUACAAACACUGUUGAAAACCACAGUCAAAAUACCACCUAACAUCCAAUGCAGACAUUCUUAGGGCUUCAUGUUGUCACAUGUUAAUACCCCCUGGCCUUCCUUAAAUACUAAGGAGAACACUGGCUGCUCACCUGGGGUCGGUUGUUCAAAUCAGAUGGGUUUAACUAAUCCCGGGUAUGUUAGGCCUUAAACCAGAGAUUAAAUUUCUCAACCACGGAUUUGUUAACUUUAGGUUGAAAUUGCAUUGUUCAAAGUGCAGUUAGAGGACUGGCUAGUUAACCUUGGGUUUACUGCAACUAACUUGCAGUUUGCAUCCCAUAAUACCUUAUUACAUGAAAUGUUGGCGACAUAUUAAUUUAGCGAUUUUGAAAAAUCCUUUUUUAGUGGCACUUUAAUUUAGCAAUUUUUCAAAAUUAUUGUGUAAUGUAAGUGACUUAAUUUUCGCAUUUUCACAAACUGAAACUUUGGCAAAUUAAGGUAUUCAAAACGUUUACGACGACAAUAAAACAUUUAUGUGAUAAAAUCAAACAUCAGUAGCUUCCUUUUAAUUAAAAUCACACAACAUUCUGAAACUUAAUUUUGAACAAAACAAACAAAACUGCAACUACUGUAAUGCUAUGACCUCACUCAGAUUCAAGGUACACAAAGUCAAUAAUACAGGUCAUAAUCGACUCUCAAAUAGCAUAUGUGUGUGAAAGUGAUCAGAUGGUGAAAUUUCAUAUAAUUGUACUCAUUUAAAUUAACCCAUUUGCUCCUGGAGAUUUUGCCGAAAAAUGCGUUUUGAAGCUAGUAGAGUGGUUUUCUGGUCACUGUUGUGCUAUAAAGAGCUAAAACUUACCACAAACCGGUUUACAGGUCGUACCCUUCAUAGCCUUCUGAUCCAGAUGCAACAUAUCAGCUUGCGAAGUUCGGGCAUGCGCAGAAAGCAAAAUUUCGAGAUAGUUUUUGGGUUUAAAAGUGACACAGCAGUCUUGACUUUUACUUUUCGCUUUUCUUGCCUCAUUUUUUUUUCUCUUGCUGGGCAUUUAGUAGGCUUCAUUUUGGUGGGAAUAGUUUUUAGGAAAGCUUUUACGAUCUUAGGAUUACGUGAAAGGAAAGGUAGGUGGGCAAUAGAACAAGAUUUUCAUGGAGAUUUUCAGGUCAAUGUUACGUGGUUUUUUGCCUCUUUCUCUGGUGUCCUUGACUGAAUUGUGCUCAUUCUGGUAUGGUUUGAAAGACCUCUUCACUCUGCACAAGUUAGCAGACAAAGUUGUCCUUGACCAUUAAAACUGAUGACGUCACAAAGGGUAGAAAGGACGUGGAUCCGCACGGGCGGUUACAGGCAGUUCAGGGAUGAAUGGGUUAAGUGACAAUUUAAAUUUAGUAACACUUAAUUUUGAUGCCUUUUACUUUAACGAUUUUAAGAAUUUUCGAAAAAUCGCUGAAUUCGCCAAAUUUUAGUGUCACCAAAAUUUCAUGUACAAUGGAACCCCGAUUUAACAAAGGGCCAAGGGACUGACAACGUUUGUUCACUAUAAUUCAUUAUAUCGAGGUUCUUUUUCAUAUAAUUAUUUUCUACUAUUGGGGAAAAGAAAAUCAUUCGUUAUAUCGAGGACUUUGUUAUAUAGAUAUAGGUUCGUUAAAUCGAGGUUCCACUGUAUUAAGGUACUUUUAAGUUCUUUUAUGUCCUCAAACAUAAGAGGAGGAAAAAUAAGUAAACCCAGAAAACUUAUUUCUUGCCUCAGAUUUGCUAUUAACCAAGAAAGUCAAAGAAAAAUUGCACGUUUCACAAAGUAUGUUGACAAACAGUGUGACAAGCCAAAGGAAAAAAGUGUGGACACAAAUAACACCAAAACCAUGCUGUAGGCCUGGUGAAAGUCCCAGGCCAGAGAAGUGGCAGAAUCUUCCUUCUUGUGCCUAGUUUAUAAUAAUUCACAAACUUUCAAAAAGAAACAAAGAGAACUGGUGGGCUCUAAGGUCUUCAUAAAAUUUUCAAUGUUUAUCUCUUAUCACUCAGGUUGACUACAUUCCAUACUGUGAUGAAAUUGCCAGUGAGGUUGGUUGUAAGCCAGACUUGUGCAGGCUCUUUGUCAGUGACCCAGUCUUGGCCCUAAGGUGCUUUUUUGGACCCUGUACACCAGCACAGUAUCGUCUCAUGGGACCUGGUACAUGGGUGGGUGCAAAAAAGGCCAUUGAAGAUGCUCCUGGAAAUGUGAUUUAUGCAACAAAGACCCGAACUUCACCACACGAGAAGAAAAUGACAUCCACAGAAACACACAGCCUAAAGAUUUUGGUUUUAGUGGUUGUGUUGGUUGCUUUCUUUCUGAGAUACAUACAGUCAUAGGUAAUUCAGCCAUCAGAUGUUAUUGUAAAUUUUACUUCUUAGCUUCUACAAUAAUGCAGUACUUCAGUUCAACCUUUCUUUAAUGGCCACCUUGGAAUAUGUAACAUGUAAUAACAAACAAGGGUUUAAGCCAUUUACUUUAUCUUGUACAUCUUUUUCAGAUCCAGAAAGAAAUACACUAUCAAGUUACACUUGCCAGGUUUCACCACAAACAAUCAUUAA